GCAGGCUCCUGGGAGUUGUGGUCCGGCGACGCGCAGCAUUGCAGCGGCUGCUACGGGCUCGACGCCGGCUUUGUCUGUCUGCGGGCGCGCGCCGCUGCGGUACUCCAGCCCAGCCCAUGGAAGAAUCAUACGAAGAGGCGGUGACCAAAGUCAUCGAGCAGGCGUGGACAUGUUUGGGUUUCCGACAGCCACUCUGCUGGACUGUCAUGGAAGAUACGCGCAGAAUGUAGCAUUUUUCAAUGUGAUGACAGAAGCCCACAAGUAUGAUUCUUCAGAGGCCACAGGAUCCUCAAGCUGGGAUUUCCAGAGUUCUUUCAGAAGAGAGAAGCUGGAACAAAAGUCCCCAGAUUCUAAGUCACUCCAGGAAGACUCACCUGGAGUGAGACAGAAGGUCUAUGAUUGCCAGGAGUGUGGGAAGUCUUUCCGUCAGAAAGGUAGUCUAACAUUGCAUGAGAGAAUCCACACUGGUCAGAAGCCCUUUGAGUGCACCCAGUGUGGAAAAAGCUUCAGGGCCAAAGGCAAUCUAGUCACACAUCAGCGAAUACACACGGGAGAGAAGCCCUAUCAGUGCAAAGAGUGUGGGAAAAGCUUUAGUCAGCGAGGCAGUCUAGCUGUCCACGAGAGACUCCACACAGGACAGAAACCCUACGAAUGUGCCAUUUGCCAGAGAAGCUUCAGGAAUCAGAGUAACCUUGCUGUUCACCGAAGAGUCCACAGUGGUGAGAAGCCCUAUAGAUGUGACCAGUGUGGAAAAGCUUUCAGUCAGAAAGGAAGCUUAAUUGUUCACAUCAGAGUUCACACGGGUCUGAAGCCCUAUGCGUGUUCCCACUGCAGGAAGAGCUUCCACACCAGGGGGAAUUGUAUUCUGCAUGGAAAAAUCCACACGGGAGAGACACCCUAUCUCUGUGGCCAAUGUGGAAAAAGUUUCACUCAGAGAGGGAGCCUGGCUGUGCACCAACGAAGCUGCUCACAACGGCUCACUCUGUAAGCGCUCUCUUCAAAGGCAGAUCUUCUUACAAAUUAAGAGUACAGAGUCCUCUGUAAUCAAGAAUUUUAUCCAGUGUCGUAGGGUAAGUGGAAGUUCUUUCAGAAGGACCAGCAUUUAAUAGGGCAGACUGACUUUUCCCCCUUUCCCCCAAAUGAAUAUGAAAAAUAAAUGUCCUGUUUAUCAUUA
Messenger RNA from Rattus rattus (black rat), 1174 nucleotides. It is a transcript of the gene Znf32, whose product is annotated as zinc finger protein 32. Bases 170 to 988 code for a protein of 272 amino acids. The record is from RefSeq and is a predicted model, not a curated record. Lineage: Eukaryota; Metazoa; Chordata; Mammalia; Rodentia; Muridae. Gene Ontology annotation, molecular function: RNA polymerase II cis-regulatory region sequence-specific DNA binding; DNA-binding transcription factor activity. Gene Ontology annotation, biological process: regulation of transcription by RNA polymerase II. The transcript has 3 exons.